Phodopus roborovskii (desert hamster) is the source of this 1301-nucleotide messenger RNA. It is a transcript of the gene Slc10a2, whose product is annotated as solute carrier family 10 member 2. Gene Ontology annotation, biological process: bile acid and bile salt transport. The record is from RefSeq and is a predicted model, not a curated record. Gene Ontology annotation, molecular function: bile acid:sodium symporter activity. The coding region runs from base 239 to 1285 and encodes 348 amino acids. NCBI's taxonomy places the organism in Eukaryota, Metazoa, Chordata, Mammalia, Rodentia, Cricetidae. Gene Ontology annotation, cellular component: apical plasma membrane. The transcript has 6 exons.
AUUUUAUGAUUCAUUAUGUGUGCUGUGUUGUAAUGUGGCCUCUCGAAACUGACAUACUAGCAUUUAUUGUUUUUUAUUGCUUCACUAACUUGGCUUUUGAAAGAGACAUCAAGUACCACAUGUUUAGAAAGGGUUUAAAAGUUUGACGCAUUAAGUAAUUGUUACUCAGCUGGCAGUAGAUACAGAACCGCAGACAGGUGCUUCUGUGGACUUGACCGUUUGCACAGCACAGCCAGUGAUGGAUAACUCCUCCGUCUGUUCCCCUAAUGCAACUGUCUGUGAAGGUGAUUCCUGCCUAGUACCUGAGAGUGAUUUCAAUGCCAUUCUCAGCGUGGUGAUGAGCACUGUGCUCACCAUCCUCCUGGCCUUGGUAAUGUUUUCCAUGGGGUGCAAUGUGGAACUCCACAAGUUCCUGGGACACUUGAAACGGCCAUGGGGCAUCGUCGUGGGCUUCCUCUGUCAAUUUGGAAUCAUGCCUCUCACAGGUUUCAUCCUGUCUGUGGCCUUUGGCAUCCUCCCGGUACAAGCUGUAGUGGUGCUAAUCCAGGGUUGCUGCCCUGGAGGAACAGCCUCCAAUAUCCUGGCCUAUUGGGUAGAUGGUGACAUGGACCUCAGUGUUAGCAUGACAACUUGCUCCACACUGCUUGCCCUUGGAAUGAUGCCCCUUUGCCUCUUCAUCUAUACCAAGAUGUGGGUUGACUCAGGGACGAUUGUGAUUCCUUAUGAUAGCAUUGGCACUUCUCUGGUUGCUCUUGUUAUUCCUGUUUCCAUUGGAAUGUUUGUGAAUCACAAAUGGCCCCAAAAAGCAAAGAUCAUACUUAAAAUUGGAUCCAUUGCAGGUGCAAUUCUCAUUGUUCUCAUUGCUGUGGUUGGAGGAAUACUGUACCAAAGUGCCUGGAUCAUUGAACCCAAACUGUGGAUUAUAGGAACCAUAUAUCCUAUAGCUGGCUAUGGCCUGGGGUUUUUCCUGGCUAGAAUAGCUGGUCAACCCUGGUACAGGUGUCGAACAGUUGCCUUGGAAACCGGGUUGCAGAACACUCAGUUGUGUUCCACCAUUGUACAGCUUUCCUUCAGCCCUGAGGACCUCAACCUUGUGUUCACCUUCCCACUCAUCUACAGUAUUUUCCAGAUUGUCUUUGCAGCAAUAUUAUUAGGAAUUUAUGUCGCGUACAAGAAAUGUCAUGGGAAAAAUAAUACUGAGUUACAAGAGAAGACAGAAAAUGAAAUUGAGCCCAGGUCAUCAGUUCAGGAGAUAAACAAAGGAUUUCAACCAGAUGAAAAGUAAAAACUUAGGGGAAAGA